Molecule: messenger RNA, 2345 nt
Organism: Cebus imitator (Panamanian white-faced capuchin)
Lineage: Eukaryota; Metazoa; Chordata; Mammalia; Primates; Cebidae
Gene: XIAP
Product: X-linked inhibitor of apoptosis
Exons: 7
Coding region: 380-1873 (497 amino acids)
Biological process (GO): regulation of cell cycle
Cellular component (GO): nucleus; cytoplasm; spindle microtubule
Source: RefSeq, a predicted model, not a curated record
GGCUUUGCAGGGCAGGAGGCUGACCUCCCGGCCAGGGGUGGGAAGGACACUGCCGAGGCCCAGUGGCGCUGUCCGGGCCGGGAGACUGACGGACCGCACCCGGUAUCUUUUUGAGCCCCUGAUGUGGACGCACUUAGGGUUUCGCGACUCCGGGUUUCUCCAGGGGAUGAGCCAGCCAGUGGAGGCGCGUGAGGGAGACGAAGGGACUUCCGUUUCCUUCACCUAGGCUGGGGCCAGGCCGCAGAGCGGAGUUGGCUUUUCCAGAUUGGGGCUUGGGCCGCGCCCCCUCCGGGACCCUCCCCUUGGACCGAGCCGAUCGCCGCGGGCAGUUGGGGCCGGCUGUCCUGGCGCGGUGGACAAGUCCUAUUUUCAAGAGAAGAUGACUUUUAACAGUUUUGAAGGAUCUAAAACUUGUGUACCUGCAGACAUCAAUAAGGAUGAAGAAUUUGUAGAAGAGUUUAAUAGAUUAAAAACUUUUGCUAAUUUUCCAAGUAGUAGUCCUGUUUCAGCAUCAACACUGGCAAGAGCAGGGUUUCUUUAUACUGGUGAAGGAGAUACCGUGCAGUGCUUUAGUUGUCAUGCAGCUGUAGAUAGAUGGCAAUAUGGAGACUCAGCAAUUGGAAGACACAGGAAAGUAUCCCCAAAUUGCAGAUUUAUCAACGGCUUUUAUUUUGAAAAUAGUGCCACGCAACCUACAAAUUCUGGUAUCCAGAAUGGUCAGUACAAAGUUGAAAACUAUCUGGGAAGCAGAAAUCAUUUUGCUUUAGACAGGCCAUCUGAGACACAUGCAGACUAUCUUUUGAGAACUGGGCAGGUUGUAGAUAUAUCAGACACCAUAUACCCGAGGAACCCUGCCAUGUAUAGGGAAGAAGCUAGAUUGAAGUCCUUUCAGAACUGGCCAGACUAUGCCCACCUAACCCCAAGAGAGUUAGCGAGUGCUGGACUCUACUACACAGGUAUUGAUGACCAAGUGCAGUGCUUUUGUUGUGGUGGAAAACUGAAAAAUUGGGAACCUUGUGAUCGUGCCUGGUCAGAACACAAGCGACACUUUCCUAAUUGCUUCUUUGUUUUGGGCCGCAAUCUUAAUAUCCGAAGUGAAUCUGAUCCUGUGAGUUCUGAUAGGAAUUACCCAAAUUCAACAAAUCUUCCAAGAAAUCCAUCCAUGGCAGAUUAUGAAGCACGGAUCAUUACUUUUGGGACGUGGAUAUACUCAGUUAACAAGGAGCAGCUUGCAAGAGCUGGAUUUUAUGCUUUAGGUGACGGUGAUAAAGUAAAGUGCUUUCACUGUGGAGGAGGGCUAACUGAUUGGAAGCCCAGUGAAGACCCUUGGGAACAACAUGCUAAAUGGUAUCCAGGGUGUAAAUAUCUGUUGGAACAAAAGGGACAAGAAUAUGUAAACAAUAUUCAUUUAACCCAUUCAUUUGAGGAGUGUCUGGUAAGAACUACUGAGAAAACACCAUCACUAACUAGAAGAAUUGAUGAUACCAUCUUCCAAAAUCCUAUGGUACAAGAAGCUAUACGAAUGGGGUUCAGUUUCAAGGAAAUUAAGAAAACAAUGGAGGAAAAAAUUCAGAUAUCUGGGAGCAACUAUAAAUCACUUGAGGUUCUGGUUGCAGAUCUAGUGAAUGCUCAGAAAGGCAGUACACAAGAUGAAUCAAGUCAGACUUCAUUACAGAAUGAGAUUAGUACUGAAGAGCAGCUAAGGCGCCUGCAAGAGGAGAAGCUUUGCAAAAUCUGUAUGGAUAGAAAUAUUGCUAUCGUUUUUGUUCCUUGUGGACAUCUAGUCACUUGUAAACAAUGUGCUGAAGCAGUUGACAAAUGUCCCAUGUGCUACACAGUCAUUACUUUCAAGCAAAAAAUUUUUAUGUCUUAAUCUAACUCUAUGGUAGGUGUGUUAUGUUCUUGUUAUUGCCCUGAUUGAAUGUGUGAUUUGAACCGACUUUAUGUAAUCAGGAUUGAAUUCCAUUAGCAUUUGCUACCAAGUAGGAAAAAAAAAUGUACGUGGCAGUAUUUUAGUUGGCAAUAUCUUUGAAUUUCUGGAUUUUUUAGGUUAUUAGCUGUAUUAUUUAUCCAAUUUUUUUACUGUUAUUUAAUUUAAACCCUAGACUAAGAAGCAUCAUAUUAUAACUGAUCACAAUGGGUAUUCAUAGUAUACUGACUUAAUUUCUAAGUGUAAGUGAAUUAAUCACCUGGAUUUUUUAUUCUUUUCAGAUAGGCUUAACAAAUGGAGCAUUCUGUAUAUAAAUGUGGAGAUUACAGUUAAUCUCCCCAAUCACAUAAUUUGUUUUAUGUGAAAAAGGAAUAAAUUGUUCCACAGUGGUGGAAAGAUAGAGAUUAUUUUUAGA